GUUUGAGCCCGUUUGUGUUGCUACCCCAGAUCAAUCAACGUACCCCGCCCCGCCCCUCAUUCAGCUGACUUGACUUCAUCAUGAGUGGCCCGGCCCCAUCCGGCUCCCCUCUGGCAGCCGCCUUUCAGGCCGCCAGCGAACCGGUCAGUAUGCGGGACGCACUGGCCAUGGGCGGACAGCAGCAACAAGGUGAGGCAAGUGGAGAGGGGGAGGCGGGAAGGGGCAGGAAGAGACACAUGCAUGGCACGAGAGAAGGGGUGACCCGUCUUGGGGCUGAGGGGCUCUGUGUUCUAUCUAUCGUCUCGUCAGGUGGUGAGGGGGAGAUGACACAGUCGCAGCUCAUCCGCCUCGGACGGAUUACUCCCGCUGGCUCCAUCCAGACAGGCACACAAAGGGUCAGUCAGUCAGUCAGGAGGGAGGGAGGGAGGGAGGGAGGGAGACAUGGAGUGGGGCAGCAGAGAGUCCACAGUGGCAUCCAUCCCAUGUGCGCGUGUGUCCAUCCUGUGUGUCGUUGUGUGUUGUCUGUCUGUCGUCAGAUUGAGGUGGAGGUGCCCGUGUACACCGACGUGCACUACGAGGACGUCGUCGCCGAGCGUACGGUGCCGCUGCACGUGCAGAAGAUCGUCCCCAAGCCCGAGGUCCAUGAGGUGGUCCGCCAGUGCCCGAGCUGAGUCACUCGUGGAUCGAGCGCCAAGUAGAGGUGCCCGUCAUCCAGCACGUCGAACGAAUCGUCGAGGUACGUCUGACACCCACCCAACACACACGACACACGAAGGGACACACGAGCGGGUGGUGUGCCUUUGGUGUUGCGUGCAGGUGCCCCAGGUGCAGGUGGUCAACAAGUAUGUGCCCAAGGUCGAAGUCAAAACCAUCGUGACCUGCCAGCUCCAUGGAGGAGACACACAGACAGCCACAAGGGAGACAUGGCAUGUGUGUGCAGGAGCGUGUGGUGCCCAAGACGGUGGUCAAGACGGUCGAUCGUGUGGAGGAGGUGCCCGUCGUCCAAUACAAAGACAAAUUCGUCGAGGUAAUACCCACGCCACACCGACCGUCACAUGGCGCUGCGGUCGAUGCCAUGACAUUCCCCUCUCUGUCUCUCUGUGUGUGUGUCUUGGUGCAGGUGCCCCAUGUGGUGGAGGUCAUCAAGGAGGUCCCCAAACCAGUGCCCGUCGAAGUAACCUAGACACACAGACAGACAGACAGACAGACAGACAGACACGCUGACCAUACAUCGAUUCCUGCCUGUCUGCCUGUCCGCAGGUACAGGUGCCGGUGAUCAAGUAUGUGCCCAAGGUGGAUGUCAAGACCAUCGAGCGGAUUGAGCACGUGCCGGUGCCCCAGUACGUGGACGUGCCGGUGCCGGUCAUCAAAGAAGUCCCCAAAAUCAUCACUGAAGAACGAGUACACACACACACACAUGAAAGACCACACACACCACACAGACCACUUCGGUGCGUGUGUGCAGGUGGUGGACGUGGAGGUGCCGGGGCCCGUCAUCGAAGUUUGGCGGGAGGUGCCCGUCGAACGGUACCCACACACAGACACACAUCCAUCCAUCCACUGUGUGUGUGAUGCUGUCUGUGUCGCUGAUGGUGCUGUCAGGGAGGAGGUCAUCGAGCGGGAGGUGGAAGUCGUCAAGUCAGUGGGCACACCACACACACGACUGCACUGAUUGAAGGUCUCUGUGUGUGUGCCUUCAGGUACGUCGACGUGCCGAAGCCCUAUGAGGUGCCGGUCUACGAUUACAAACACAACAAAUACCCCGUGGUCAGCACACUCGCCCACAUAAGUCGCACCACAGGCCUCUCUGCCUCCCUCCCCUCCCACCAUGUGUGUCUCUGUCUGUCUGUGUAGGUGAUUCCCCACGAGAAGACCACGAUGCUGCCGCCCGGCCUCACCAAUUUUGUCAUUCCGUCAAUCAUCAAGGGCAACUUCACUUUUGACAUACCGCCCGGUAAACAGCCAAUGGGCUCCCACACCGCAGCCAUCCCUCCCGGCCACCGGUCUGUCUCUCUGUCUGUCUGUCUGUCUGUCUGUCUGCAGGGAUGAGAAUCACCCGGGAAGAGCUGGUGCAUUACGUUCGGGCCACCAAGGGCAUCGACCUCAAUCAGUGCAAGGAACUCGCCCCGCCAAUGCCGCUGCCCGAGGGGGCCGGUCAGCCACACACACAACACACGUCCAUAAUGAUCCCCUUUUUCGUGUCUGUGUGCAGCGCCCACGUCUAUAGAGGCCCAUUUCGAGAAUGAGCCGCUGCCCGAGUACGUCAAGAACGCCAAGCCGUGGCCGGUGGAUGAGUGGGGUCCCCUGCCGCACCCCAGCCAGAUGCAGGACGGCCACAGCUGGACCGGCCCGCCCGUCAAGGUGGGCGAGCCCCUCAAGACCACACUGGAGGGGCCGCCCCAGGGAUGGAUCCCCAACCAGCACCAACUCAGGAUCGUACGCGACACACAGACAUUGAUGAGACACAGCGAGGCGUGAGAGACACGAGUGCAUUCCAUUCUCUCUCUGUGUGUUUGUGUAGAUGUCCGAGCACAAGUUGACCCCGGAGCAGUGCGGCUACCAGGGGCCGCCCAUCAACAUGCCCGUGAGUGACACACAACAUCACACAACACAGCAGACAGACACACAGGCAGAUGUCACCUCCCAUGUGCACUCAUUGCUGUGUCUCUUCCUGUCUGUCUGUCUGUCUGGAUGUCUGGAUGUCUGGAUGUCUGUCUGUGUGCAGAUGGUGAUGGCGCCCCCGCCGCCCUUCCCUGGUGCUGGUCGUCCGGUUGCGCCGCCUCCCGCCGCCCCUGCCGGCCCUCCCAUGGUGAUGAUGAUGCGGCCGCCCGUGGUGCCACCCCCGCCCGCACACAUGAUCGCACCCAAGAAGAAAUGUAAGAGACCACACGGGAUCGGCUGUGAUGUGAUGUGAUGUGAUGUGAUGUGAUGGGAUGUGAUGUGUUGUGGUGGUGGUCAGCAUCAACGAAGAAGUCCUGCGGGGUUGGGUUCUUCGGCUGGUUCACCGGCUCGAAGAAAUAAACCAAGUAAGCGGCUGACCAUGCAGCCACACCAGACAGACAGACACCCCUACUCGUGCUGCACACACAAUCGAUGUCUCUCUGUCUCUCUCUCUGUCUGUGUGUUGGUCAGAAAAUUCUUGUCACCAUCACCACACACACACGGGGGGCCUAUUUUUGCGUAUAUAUCACUCUAGCGUCGCUCAUGUGUAUUGUGAUUUGUUUCGUAAGUAAGUCGUUCUCUAUAGGCCGCAUAUAUACUCUUGCUCUGCCCUCUAUUGCUAAGCCAAUUCUCAACACUGUCUGUCUGUCUGUCUGUCUGCCAUGGUCCUUUGAUUUGCUGGGGACUUUGUGUGUGCGGCCAUGCCAAAGUGAGCCGACACACACACCGCCCAUUCGCUCGUGCGUGCGAUAAUGGCUGCCCUGUGUUUGUCUCUCCCUCUAUUCUGAGUGGGUCUCUCUAAAUCACAAGACAUCUCAUCAUACCGCUUCGAGCACUGUCCUCUUGGGGGUUUUUCGGGCUUGGUUUGCUUCCUCGAAUGAUCGCCUGCCUGCCUGCCUGCCUGGCUGCUUGAGUUAGCCACACACGACAUCACAACACAUCACACCGCCCAUCAUUCACGACACUGUCCUCUGGGGGGUUCUGGGCUUGAUUUGUUUUGCUGGAUGGAUUGCUGGGUUUCCAUAGAGUGCGUGGGCCAUUGCCAAAGUGGGCCCUCACCAACCAAUGCACUACAGCUGACUGACUGACUGGCCUGUGUCUCUUCCCUCUCCCAAACCACACACCAGCAGACAGACAGACAGACACACAGAGACACAGACUUUGAAAUUAGAGAGGGAGGGGAACAGAAGUGCAUGGGAUGGACGCAGAAUGGACUGCGAGCACAGAUACAGUGUAUCAACGGAAUGGACGAAAGAUGGUUGUUGAUCAAAAACAUCUCUAUGUACGAGUGACGGUGGGUCGAUCGAUGGGGAUUUGCAUGGGCGGGGAUCGAUCGUGCUCAUUUGUACGAGUGACGACAGGCACACACAGUCUUAAUUAAGCCAUGCACGACUACCAAGUCGGGAAUGAAAGAACACUGAAGACGCACGACUGGCAGAUCAACUGGGAGGGUUUGUGUGCAGACAUGAACCAUGGUGC
Molecule: messenger RNA, 4140 nt
Organism: Vitrella brassicaformis
Lineage: Eukaryota; Vitrellaceae
Source: the annotation of a GenBank genome assembly